GACCAGCAGCUGACGAUGGCGAGUGGUGGUGGUAAAACGAUAAUGCUGUGAAGUUCGUGUAUCGGUGUUUAUCUUCUUGACAAAUUUUUUUACACAAUAGGCUCAUAAGAUUGCUUAAAUUUUUUUUUUUUUGUUUAAUAUACGAUAAAACAUUUAGGAUCGUGGCCUUAGUGCCAUAUUUAUACUGGAUGAAUAAGCAGUAGCUAUGUGGGUAAAGCCAAAGGAGGUUCUACUGGCUAAUGCUUUGUGGGUAAAUGAACAGUCAACGGUAUAUUUUGUUUUGCAACGCCGUAAAGGCCAUGGAAAAACCAAAGGCCUUACUUCUAUAUUGGUAGGAACAUUGGACAGUGUAUUUGACACCAAACCAGCACCAUUUAGAAUAUUGCAUCAAACGCCAUCGUCAGAAGUUUAUUGGGAAAUAUCAUGUUCUUUGACUCAUGAAGAAAUUUUGCAAGAUUGGGAAUGGCUUCAUUCGAAUUUAAUGGAUACACUUCAAUCGUUUGAUACAGAAGAAGAUAUAACAGAAUUUGUUUGUUGUAAAAUUCAAUCUGUUAUUGCAAAUAAUAUUCCAGAUUGUCAAUUUGCUGAUGAGGAAGAUCCGGCAGCAUUUAAGACAGUAUCUUUCAAAUUUCAUCAGUUAUUUAAUAUACCAAAAGAAGACAAAUUGGUCAAUUAUUAUUCUUGCAGUUAUUGGAAAUCUAGAAUACCUAGGCAAGGAUGGCUAUAUCUGUCUGUAAAUCAUAUGUGUUUUUAUGCUUAUAUACUAGCAAGAGAGACAAAAUUAGUUAUAAGAUGGGCAGAUAUUAUCGAAUUGGGUAAAACAAAUUCCAUAUUAAUUCCAGAUAGUAUACGUGUCGUAACACGUGAUAAUAAAGAGCAUUACUUUUCUAUGUUUCUACACAAAUCGGAGACAUAUUCAUUAAUGGAACAACUUACAAAUAUCGCCAUGAAAAGGCUCAUUGAUGAAAAGAGUGGUUUCAAUGAGGACAGAGAUCUAUUGAAUAAAUUAAGUAAAAAUGUACCUAAGAAACCAUCGUUCCUAAAAAGAGAUCUUGAUGCUCGAGCACAUUCAGAAGCAUACAGGUUACAAUUUAGAUUACCAGGAAGCGAAAAAUUAGAUGGUAGUAUCGAUGCAACCUUGUGGACUCCGUAUAACAAAAGAUAUGUUUGGGGAAAAAUAUAUCUCUCACAAAACUAUCUCUGCUUUGACAGUAGGGUAAGAAAAUUAGUAAGUUUAGUCAUACCCUUGAGAGAAGUACGACUUGUUGAAUCAGCAGAAAAUCAAUCUUCCUCUGUAGAUAAAUCAAUAUUGGUAACUACAGCACGUGCAUCAUUUUUAUUUGCACAGAUUCAAGACAGAGAUUUUGUAGUUCAAAAAAUAUCUGAACUUUUGGCUAAAUCAAAAUUAAUGCAUUUAGGUGGUAGCAGCCUGAGUUUGCAAAACACUUCAACAAAUAGUUUGAAUAACUCUGAGGAUAUGAAGCUUGUAGGAACAUGGAAACCUCAACCUCCAUUAAUGACACUUUUUAAAGCUCCACUCAGUAGUGAAGCAGCUUUAAAACAAGAAGCUAAGGAAAAGCAAUGGGAACUUCAUUUUGCAGAAUAUGGACGAGGUAUCACGAUGUAUCGAACUGUAGAAAUGGCAAAGCUUGUGAUUCAAGGAAUUCCACAGUCUUUAAGAGGAGAAGUUUGGCUUACUUUUUCUGGUGCAUUAAAUGAGAUGGCAAUCAAUUCAGGUCUUUAUAAAUCUUUGGUUGAUAAAUCGUUGGGUAAAUCUUGCCAAGCUAAUGAAGAAAUAGAGAGAGAUUUGCAUAGAUCUUUACCAGAACAUCCUGCAUUUCAAUCGGAUACUGGUAUCAGUGCUUUAAGGAGGGUAUUAUCUGCUUAUGCAUGGAGAAAUCCACAAAUUGGAUACUGUCAAGCUAUGAAUAUAGUAGCUUCAGUUCUUUUAAUAUACUGCUCAGAAGAAUCUGCUUUUUGGCAGUUGUGUAACGUUUGUGAAUCUUUAUUACCUGAUUAUUACGAUCGACGUGUCGUUGGUGCUCUUGUCGAUCAAGGUCUCUUAGAAGAAUUAGCUGCAGAAUAUUUACCAGAUCUGCAUGCUAGACUACAAGAUCUUGGACUUAUAAAAGUCAUAUCACUCUCUUGGUUUUUAACAAUAUUUUUAAGUGUAAUGCCAACAAGCAGUGCUGUAAAUAUUAUGGAUUGUUUUUUUUAUGAUGGAGCUAAGGUCAUUUUCCAGAUAGCAUUAACAGUGCUACAAUGGAAUCAAGAUAAACUCCUUACUUGUCGUGAUGAUGGGGAGGCUAUGCAAUUGUUAACAGAUUAUUUAGGAGGUGUUUAUAACGACGAAGGUCCUAUUCUUCCUAGACCAGUUGAUAAUGCUACACUUAAUAGAAGUAUAUCUGUCCAGACAUUAAUACAUGAAUCAUAUGUAAGAUAUGGCUCCUUGACUAUUGGAGGAAUUGAAAGGCUUCGUUUAAAACAUAGGCUUAGAGUAGUUCAAAGUUUAGAAGAAGGAAUAGAAAAAAACGUAAUAAGAAGUGUUAUUGUAGAUAAAUAUAUGACAAUGGAGGAAUUACAGGAACUGUUAGCAUUAGUGAGGGAAGAAUUGAUGAGCCAGCGAAAGUCUGAACCCGAUAGAUAUGAUCCUACGCAACCACCAUACGAAGCUUAUAAAAUUGACUUUGAAUUAUUUAGAAUAUUAUUUGGUGGUUUAUCGCCAUGGGGUAAAUGUACACAAGCUGAAUCUCUUUCUGCUCGAUUAUUUCGUUUAAUGGACCGUAAUCGUGAUGGUUUACUAAAUUUUCGAGAAUUAGUACAAGCUAUUGGGAUGACUGCAACAGCUGAUCAAACACAAAGGUUGAAACUUCUUUAUACUCUACACUUACCACCACUUCUUACACCUGCUGAUUUUGACUCGCCCACACAUUCAGAUGGAGCUGAAGUAGCAGCAGAAGCAACAGAUUUUUUUGAUAGUAUGGAACAGAGUGUGGCUUCCUUAGAAAUGCCGGUCAGUGUAGCAGAAGAACCAACAGUGGGUACAUUAUCACGAUCAACAAGCAUGAACAGUCAACAUGGUGAUCAGUCCUGGGAAAUACAGAGUAUGGAUAGUUUACGCUCUAUGAUUGCAUCAAGAGAUAGUCCCUUAGAUUUAAAAGUGGUGCCAAAAAUGUCUCAACGUCACUUCAUAGCAUUAUGGAAAACACUUUAUGAUAUGUUUCCAGCACAAUUAGAAGAACAAGAAACAUACCACAGUAUAGCAUCAAUAGGUACUCUUUUGCUACAAUUAGGUGAUGUGGGAAAAAAAUUAAAUAUUAGUCGGGAUGAAUCUGAAGAUAGUUUAUUAUUAGCUGCUUCUGCUGCACAACACAUAUCUUCGUCGCCUGAUCGUAAUGGAAAUCCACCUAGUACAUCAUCUUGUUCAGAUCCUGAUUGGUCGAUAACUAUUGAACAAUUUCUAGCAUCUGCAUUAACUGGUCCACCAAUAGUUGAUUUUUUUAGUAAAAGAGCCGAUCUUGCAGAAGCAAUGGUAAUCCUUAAAAAUCGUAGAUUUAAUCGCGUUCAUUCCUUGUCUGAUACUCCGGUAAUAAACGUAUGAUAUACAUCUCAUACAAACAUAAGUGCAAUAUAGUUUUUUAUGCAAUAGAUCGUCUUGAAUAUUUUAACAAGUAUAUUGAAGUAUUUUAAAUAAAUAUUUUAAAUCUUUGCAUAGAUAAAAAUUCAAGCACUUAUCGAAUUUCAAAUCAGGAUGGUUGUAAUCAUGAGAAAAAGAUAAAAAUGAUAUGACAUUAUAAAUCUAAUCUUAACACUGUUUAUAUAAAGCACUGUAUUCUUAUUUGAAUAUCACAGAUACUUUUCCAAAGUAUAUCCUUUUUUUUUAAUAUAAAGUAUAUAUUAAAGUAAUCUCGAUAUAUGUACAUCUCUUUUAUAAUGGACAUGUAUAUUUAAAAUGUAAGGAACUAACAUUAUGUAAAAUAAUGCAUGAUUAGACACUUUGCUUGCAAAUAAUAUAUUUACAAUAUUGUAUUAACGAUGGAUUACACCUAAACAUAUUGGCCUAUGUUUUCAAAGAUAUAUUCAGAAAAGAAAUUAAAAAAAAAAAAAAAAGGAAAAAAGAAA
Molecule: messenger RNA, 4122 nt
Organism: Vespula pensylvanica (western yellowjacket)
Lineage: Eukaryota; Metazoa; Arthropoda; Insecta; Hymenoptera; Vespidae
Gene: Tbc1d8-9
Product: TBC1 domain family member 9
Exons: 19
Coding region: 206-3601 (1131 amino acids)
Molecular function (GO): calcium ion binding
Source: RefSeq, a predicted model, not a curated record